UACUAUUUAUGUCAUGCCCUCAACGAAUCACGAGGCAAACUAACAAUCAGGCAAAUUGAAAGCACUCUACCGUUGCUGACGCAGACGCUGGUUCUAUAGCAACCGGAUAUCAACGGAUGAAGCUUGUGCUAGCUGCGGCACUAGGAGUUACACUGCGUCGGCAGAUAUGUCCCGAGCUCACGCAGAAAGCGUGCUUGAAAGCAUAAUUCGUGAAAUACUGCACGAAUGUGAAGUGAGGGGACAUGCAGUAUCGGAUACUCUGGUGACUUUCAUGGUGAAAGCCGUAGUGUUGGAUCCCAGAAAUGGGUUCAAUGUGAAUCGGAUACUGACCAAACAAGAUGUCCAAAAGGUUGAGGAGUUGUGUGUGGAUAAACUCAUGGAAAAGUGCAGUCCCGCUCUUGAUGCAAUCCAAAUGCAAAUUUAUUUUGAUAUGAAUUAUACCGCCCAACGUGAUUUUCUUGAGGAAAUCCACCAGGUGUUGGAGUACAAUUUGGGCCCAGUGAGGAGAGAGAUUACUGACAGCAGAAUGAAAACAAGGGAGGAGUUUGAAACUCUCUACCAUAAAAUCAUCACUUACAUCCUGCUGGGCUCUGCCAUAAGCUCUCCUUCAGACAUCAGCGCUGUACAAGAAGCUAGAGCUGCCCUGCAGAGUGUCUUUCCUCAGACUGAACUGGGAGCCUUCAUUAUGCUCUUAAAGAAAGACAAGGAGCAGCAGCUUGGUGAGCUCACCAUGAUUGUCACAGGUAUCCUGCUCUUCAACAAAGUUGGGAGAAAGAGAGAGGAGGAGAUCAACAUUCAUAAACUAAUGCCUCCCAUUUUCCAAGAAGGUCUUUCAGUUGUGAGUAACCAUAUAGAAAAUGAGCUGAGUGUCACACAGAGAUUGGUAUGGAAAUAUACAGCUGUGCUGGAGAAGAUAACAUACCCCGACAUUGAGCCUGGACUGUGUGACACCCCCAUCAUCCUGCUCAGACAGGCUCUCUACAACAAGAGGCAACAUGAACUUUUCCUCAAAGUGUUACUGGGUGAUGCAUGUUUAUGUGCCAAGCAUGUUGAAGUCCUGCAGACUGAGUUCUUAUCACAGAUGAAACUUCUGAAAGAAACUAUAAAGUCAAAAACAGCUUUACCAACUGCAUCUGUGUUUCCACUUUUCAAGGUCCUCUCACAACUGUGGUUUCAACUUCAGGAUCAGGCUGAGUAUAUGAAAAUGCUCAAUAGCAUCACGUUCAAUCUUCAGCCUUUCCUAGCCUCUCAGGCCAAGAUUUUUUCUGAAAGUUAUCUGGACAACCUGCUGGAGGAGUCAGAGGUGAAGACAGAUGAACAGAGGAUGGCUGAGUCUUCAGAUGAGCGCAUUGAUCCACUUCAGGUGAAGACACAGGAAUGGCUCUGGCCUGAAACAACAGCCAGUUUCAACAGCCUGCCGUUAGAGUACAAUGGAGUCUGUGGCUACACAUUUGUGAACAGAGAUGGACUACUUCUUCCAGGUAAUCCACACAUUGGAGUUCUGAAGCACAAGGGGAAGCUCUAUGCUUUUAAUUCAAAAAAAGCUGCCUUGAAGUUUGCUUCCAGGCCAGAUGACUUUAUCGCAGAGGUGGCGGAAAAAGCAAAAUGCUCUCCUGAACUCAUUCAGCUCCUCAAACUCCACCAUUUUUCCCAUGUCACUCCUUACUUUGAGAUGCAGCAAGAAGAGUGUUUACUGGUAAUGUCCAUCACUAAGUGUGAGAGCGGCACACAGACUGAUAUCCAUCUGAUGGAAAAAAACAUGGUUACAUCUUAUGAAUGGAAUGAGUGGGAGCUUAGACGAAAAGCUCUCAAGCUGGCAGAUCUUCGGACCAAAGUGACCCGCUCAGUUCAGACUGAUCUGAGUCAAGGGAGACGAGAAAAUAUCACUCAAACCUGGCUGCUCUUGGACACUACCUGUCAAAGCAAGAGAGAUGAUGAGACUGUCAUGGCCAAACCUCAGAUCUAUGUGGCAGCUCUGAGGGGACAAAGAGAUGAACAUGUGGUCAAAACAAAUCUUACCAGAUCCUUAGAUGAAUAAUCAAGUUGUACAAAGUUAUAAGCGUGUUGUGUUUUUGUGCAAGAAGUCUGCAUACUGCACAAGUGUGAGGGUUAAAAAAGGAUACUAAUGCAUCUGAGCUAAUGCAACAUAUACAGAGAAAUACAGUAUGUAAUGAUUUAUGAAAUAAAGAAUUCAUUAAUAAAUCAAGAAUAUAUUU
Molecule: messenger RNA, 2216 nt
Organism: Mugil cephalus (flathead mullet)
Lineage: Eukaryota; Metazoa; Chordata; Actinopteri; Mugiliformes; Mugilidae
Gene: cfap206
Product: cilia and flagella associated protein 206
Exons: 13
Coding region: 167-2038 (623 amino acids)
Biological process (GO): sperm axoneme assembly; regulation of flagellated sperm motility; regulation of cilium beat frequency
Cellular component (GO): axoneme; ciliary basal body
Source: RefSeq, a predicted model, not a curated record